AUGUACAAAGAAGGCCCCGUAGGAGGAAUAGACAAUUAUUUGAAAGAUGAUCAUUUGAAUUACAUUGCUAUAAGUUACUUAGAGAUUUCAAAUAACAAGCUUACAUUCAAUGUGACCACUCUGAUACACUCGAAUGGGAAGAUAGCGUUUUAUUAUGACUACAUUUCUAAGGGAAUUAAGGGAAAUCAAGUGAAAUCGGGCUUGAACGGUGUGAUUAAAUGCGAAAAUAAUGAAGGUAAUAAAAUGGCUGAAACAAAAGUUCAUGAAAAAUGGAUCCAAAGUGGCACGUUGGUGGAGUAUGAACUUCUCGGGGGUAAUGACGAAUGUCAAUGUUACGAGUGA
Molecule: messenger RNA, 342 nt
Organism: Schistosoma rodhaini
Lineage: Eukaryota; Metazoa; Platyhelminthes; Trematoda; Strigeidida; Schistosomatidae
Source: the annotation of a GenBank genome assembly